AUGACCUUCCCUCCCCCUCACCCUUCCGCCCAAUCGUCGAUUGCUUCUGGCACCGAUAAAUCUUCUUCGACCAGGACCGAUAUUGGUGCUUGGGGUCGGUCCGUGUCGCAGUCCGGCGCACGUCGUGGGUUGACUCCACUCGCGACCAACAUAUCCUCCGCCGCUCCUCCCACGGCUUCCCGGGGCUUGGACGCAGGCCUUGGGGUUUCGACACCGUCUUCAUUCUCUGCAGUAUUGAGUUCUGCUAGGGGUCUCUCCGGUGGAAGUCCCAAACCCACAUCCUCACCAUUCACCUCAUUGCAAUCUGGCUCGCAACAGCACGCAACAAACCUCUCAUCUCCCAAGUUCCGAUCUCACACCCCUUCCAUAGGGUCCCAUUUGGCUUCUGCUACAGGCUCCAUUCCGGGUGGAGGAGGUACUGGGGGAGGAGGUGGUGGGCCGGGAUCUUCCAGAGGUGUCUUCUCGCCGCUCUCGUCCGGAACAACCGUGAAUUCUCCCACAGGCUUUGCUUCUGACAAGCCGGGAUCUGCAGCCGCUCACUCGAGCCAAUCCUCACUUACCAAAAUCUCAAUUGCACAGGUGUUUCUGUUGCUGGACUCCAUCACAGAGAAAGAAGGCAAAGAGAAGUGGGAGACAAAAGCUGCUCAGAUCCAUAAGCUUGUGACAUCAAACGGAAUGGAGGUCUUUUCCAAAUACUUUCGCCGCCUUCUAACAGGCAACGCGCCACAAAUCUUCCCGGGUGUCAACAAAUCCGUCGAAAAUGCGGGCAACUAUCCCCUCCUUGUACAGGAGCUGCAGAAAGUGUCUUCGGACAUGGAUCAGUCUCAGAAAAUCGCCGAGACCGUAGAUACCUCUGAAGGAGAUAUCUUCCGCGAUUUCGACCUUUCCACUUUCCUUGAUCAUUUCCGACUGGAUCCAGUUGUCAAGGUUGCAUUGGCCCUGGCAUUCAAGCUGACUAGCAAGUCAGAUCUCCGUGCUAAAGCCGAUGCCAUCCUCUCGAAUUCUGUUGGCCCUUUCUUGCAAAGCAUGGCGAGCCCGUCCGAAGUGACGAAGGAUUACCACAACUCUUUCCUCGGAAUGACCAUUGAACGAUUCAUCCUUUACCCUCCCCGUAAUUUCACCGACGAUGUCAAGGCGAAGCUUGUAUACGCAGCCAAUCUGCGAUUCCAGAAACUUGGCUUGGAUAUGCCUUUCGAAGUCUCCUCUGCCCUACAAAUGUUCAAUUUUGUCAACCCUCAGUAUGUUCUUGUGCGACAGCUUCAUGCUAAGGGACCUCGUGCCACUGCAAAUAUCGAGACGUUAAGCGAGAUGAUUACCCCAGACCCAAAGAAUUGGAGUGAGGAACAUCUAGCGAGUGCUCUUCUCUUUAUGGUUCUAUCACAAUACUGGGAACAAUUUUCAUUGGAGACAUUCUUAAGUGCAUAUACCGACAAGCCAAUCAACUGGCCCCUGGUGUUCCGAAACUUCGAUCGCGAGGGUCUCAGAGUGGACCCGAAGCAGUUCGCCAAACUGUACACUGUUCUCGCUGGCAUUGCGGCCACUGACUCUUCUUUGGAUAUUCAAAAGCUUUGGGGUGGAGAUUGGGAGCACCGUGACACGCAAAUGUCUUUCUUGACAGCUUUCGUGGCCUCUCGAGUCGAUCCAUCGCAGAUCAAGAAUCUUCGUGCGACUUUCCCCUCGGAUUUCUUUGAUGAUGCCCCUGAUAUUGUCAAAUUGCAAGGCGAGCGUGCAGCAAAGUCCCCUCUUCGAUCGAUGGAUGCAAUGAAAGCAAUCUUUGACCUUGCCUUGUUUUCUCAAGCUUCGUGGGCUGCGACUGAGAGUCAGCUCCUUAUUAAAGCGGUCGUUCAGUUCGAUUUGCCUGUUUUCCUCUGCUCCGCUCUUGCGAUUCCGCAGCCGUGGUCUAGUGUUCAGCAGAGCUUUGUACUGCGCACGUUUAUUGUCUUCAUCUCCAAACAAGAGGAUGGUUAUCAGCUUGCUCUCCAUGGUGCUUGGCGACAAGAUCGACAGUGGGUAUCAGAGCAACUUUUCACCACUUUCACGCAGGACCCCACAUCUACUGCAGUGAUUUAUGAGCACGCCGCUGCAUAUGGAUGGCUCGAUUACCUGCUUGGUUUCACCAACGGGCUUGCCCUCGAUCUCGCCUGCUAUUCUCACCGCAAGACUUCCUUUGACCUCGAGCAAUGGGUGCGCAAUGCUGCACAGAAGGGAGCCAUUGAUAUGGGUGGUCUACUUUCCAAGUUCCUGCGAAUCAAGGCGGAAGAUGAAUUGCACGUCCAACGGAAGGAACAAUCUGCCCAUCAAAUGGUCAGCCUGGCAGUCAAAACUGUUUAUACCCUUUUGUCUGUAUUGGAAGAAUAUGUCGGAGACCGCGAAAACCUCACACCUGUCCAGCGUAUCUGCAUUCAGACAUAUCCCCGUUUGAUCAAUUACGGCGAAGGAUUCGAUGAAAUCAUUGAUAUCAAUGGUGAGAAUGGCAACACGUUGCCCGAUUCCAUUGAUAAGCAAAUGCAAGAGCUCUUUGGCAAAAUGUACCACGAGGAGCUGUCGCUGCGUGAGAUGCUGGAGUUGAUGCGCAAGUAUAAGUCCUCGCGCGAUCCUACCGAACAGGAUUUGUUCGCCUGUAUGGUCCAUGGCUUGAUCGACGAAUAUCAUUGCUACCACGAGUACCCACUCGAGGCUUUGACCAAGACUGCAGUCAUGUUUGGCGGUAUCAUCAACUUCCGCCUUGUUGAUGGCAUUACGCUGAAGGUCGGUCUUGGUAUGAUCCUCGAGGCUGUCCGAGAACACGAACCUCAUGAUCCGAUGUACAAGUUCGGCGUCGAGGCCAUCGAACAGUUGAUCAAUCGUCUUCCUGAAUGGGCUGGUUUCUGCCACCUGCUUUUCCAAAUCCCAUCUUUGCAAGGAACUCCCAUCUACCAAAAGGCAGAGGAAGUCCUCCGCGAGCAAGGAAACCAAAUUGGCGAGGCCGAGACUGGGCCCUUUGAUGGUCUUGCUGCCGUGCCCCUAACGAAUGGCAAUGCUGUGGACUCCCCCGUCGCUGAUGGCUCGGUGCGCAAGUUCCGUGCUGUUCAACUCGACUCUCCACUUCGAUCCGAGCUCUACCAGGACCCGGAUGAAGACAGCCAAGACAAGAUUCUUUUCGUUCUGAACAAUGUUUCAGAACAAAAUAUUGAUGAGAAACUUGAAGAUUUGCGAGAAGUAUUGCGCGAUCAACAUCACCAGUGGUUCGCCGCAUACCUGGUCGAGGAACGUGCUAAGUUGCAGCCCAAUUUCCAGCAGCUCUACCUUGACCUUCUUGGCCGUAUUGGCGACAAGAUUCUCUGGGCCGAGGUCCUUCGGGAGACCUAUGUCAGCGUCGCUAAGUUGAUCAACUCAGAAGGCACAUUGACCUCGUCUACUGAUCGCGGUCACCUGAAGAACCUUGGUGCUUGGCUUGGCUCGCUCACUAUUGCUAAAGACAAGCCCAUCAAGCACAAGAACAUCUACUUCAAAGGCUUGCUUCUCGAAGGUUAUGAUACCCAACGUUUGAUGGUUACGAUCCCCUUCACAUGCAAAGUUCUCGUUCAGGCAACCAAAUCCACAGUGUUCAAGCCACCCAAUCCUUGGUUAAUGGAUAUUCUGGGUCUCUUGUUGGAGCUUUAUCACUUUGCUGAAUUGAAACUCAAUCUCAAGUUUGAGAUUGAGGUUCUGUGCAAAGAUCUUGACCUCGACCACAAGACAAUCGAACCCUCGAUCGUCAUCCGGGAUCGUGCUGCCCAUAUAGAAGAGCCACUUCCUACUGUUAAUGCCCCUGAAGGUCUAACAGAGCCAUUUGAGGACUUGUCUCUGAACCCUAUCAACCCCGCUAUCCGGAAUGAGAGAUUGUCCCCGGCCGCCAUCAUGUCAACCCUGCCCAGUCUCGACAAGAUUCUCGUUUUGCCCUCAUCGGCGAGUAGCAUGGUUGAUCCUACCAUUCUCAAGCAGAUUGUGCACACCGCUGUUGAACGCGCCAUUGCUGAGAUUAUCACCCCUGUGGUAGAGCGUUCAGUUACAAUCGCAUCAAUCUCCACCGUGCAACUUAUCUCCAAGGACUUUGCUAUGGAACCCGAUGAGGAACGCGUGCGCCAUGCUGCUGGCAUCAUGGUUAGGCAACUUGCCGGUAGUCUGGCACUUGUCACCUGCAAGGAGCCUCUGAAGGUUAGCAUGACUAACUACAUUCGGAUGAUUCAACAGGAGUACUCCGAGCAGCCUAUGCCUGAAGGCUUGAUUUUGAUGUGUGUAAACGAUAACCUGGAUGCUGCUUGUGGUAUUGUCGAGAAAGCCGCAGAAGAAAAGUCAUUGCCUGAGAUCGAGAAGGUGAUUGAGCCCCAAUUGGAGGCCCGUCGUCGUCACCAGGCCAGCCGCUCCAACGACCCGUUCAUUGACCCUUCGAUGAACCGUUGGGGACUGUUGAUCCCGGAGCCAUACAGGCAGGCGCCUGGUGGUCUUAACAAGGAGCAACUCGCUAUCUACGAAGAGUUUGCGCGUCAGUCUCGAGGCCCUGCGCCAUCCACUGAUGCAGCGGCCAGCCGUCAACUUCCCGAUGUUCUGGGAGAAUCAUAUCCUGCUAUUCCCAAUCUUUCCACCCCGGCUGAGCAGCCAGCCAUUCCCCACAGAACCCCUCAGGUACAGCCUGCUGUUUCUCAGAUGGCGCCCGUCCAAACCAACGGGUUCCUAGAUGCCCAAAGCCCUCGGGAAAGAGUGGAAAGCCUUGUCUCCGAUCUCCAACAGUCUGCUCGCAGCGCCCCUGAAGAACACGUCAAGGAUCUUGGCAGAGAUAGCGCGGUGCUUCAAGAGUACAACCAGGCAUUGCGCAGCAUUCUUAACUCGACAAAUGGAGAGGAGCUAGCACGACUGACCUCUUUGAAGGUUUGCACGCUUCUGUACUCCCAGCCGCAUGGAUCUCUCGAAAUCGAAGUUCUUGUGCACCUUCUUGCCAAACUGUGCGACAUGUCCAGUCUUAUUGCUCGCUACACGUGGGCACUGCUCUCUGAAGUUGAUGAUGAGCAUAUGUUCAAUGUGCCGGUCACUGUUGCUCUCAUUGAUGCAGGCCUCCUCGACAUACGUCGGGUGGACACAAACCUGACCCGACUCAUUUUGUCGAGGAAUGUGCCCGCUUUGGAGUUGUUGGGAAAUCUGAUGGAUCGUGUCCUCUUCAAUGAAGAGCCCUCGGCCCUUCGAUCAGACUUCUCCGGCAGUCUGGACGCUAUGAGUCAAUGGCUCGCUGAAGAUUCAAAUGUUGCCCCCGGUGUCGAAAUCAUUCGCAAGCUGCGCGAGUCCGGUAUUCCCGAGGUUGUCAGUUCUCUUCUCACCGACCAAGCGCGCUCCAAGCGAGACCAGAUGGAGUAUAUCUUCAGCGAGUGGAUCGGUAUCUACAAGGCUCCUGGUGCAACUGACCGCACGUUCCACUCUUUCCUCCAAGAUCUCCACAGCCGCCAAGUAAUGAACAGCCAGGAGGAUUCUGCAUUGUUCUUCCGUCUCAGCAUCGACAUUUCUGUUGCCAUGUUUGAACAUGAAUCUCAAAAUCCAAAUGGCGGCAGUCUCGAUGAGGCUUUCCUUUACAUUGAUGCUCUCGCUAAGCUCGUAAUUCUCCUUGUGAGAUUCCAAGGCGAAAGCGCAGGCGCCGUUCAAGCCAACAAGGCUACUUACUUCAACUCCAUCCUAUCUCUCUUGGUCCUGGUCCUCAACCAUCACCAGGUUAUGAGAGGAGAAGCUUUCAAUCAGCGGGUGUUCUUCCGCCUUUUCUCAAGCAUUCUUUGUGAAUACUCGAUGAACGGCCUACAGCGUACGGAGCAACACCAGGGAAUGAUAUUCGCUCUCGCCAACAAGUUCCUGUCCUUCCAACCCCGUUACGUACCCGGGUUUGUUUAUGGCUGGCUUUGCUUGGUUUCCCACCGAGUAUUCAUGUCCGACAUGCUCAACAUGCCCGAUCGUGCUGGAUGGGCACCUUACUGCGAAAUCAUGCAAGCAUUGCUGUCCUACAUGGGCGAACAACUGAAGACCGUGAAUAUUACCUACGUUGCCAAAGAUCUCUACAAAGGCGUUCUUCGUAUUUUGUUGAUCUUGCACCACGAUUUCCCCGAGUUCGUGGCUGAGAAUCACUUCCAAUUUUGCAAUGUCAUCCCGGCUCAUUGUGCUCAACUCCGCAAUCUUGUCCUCAGUGCCUAUCCCUCAUCAUUCCAGAAACUUCCCGAUCCUUUCCGCGAGGGCUUGAAGGUCGAGCGCAUCGAGGAAAUGCGGGAAAUUCCCAAGAUUGCUGGUGAUAUCGUUGCUCCUUUGCAGAACGCCAACAUCAAGGAAAGUGUUGACGGUGUACUCCAGAGCGGAACCAUCUCCGAGGCUAUCGUCCAGCAGCUCUGUGAUGCCAUCCUUAACCCCGAAUCUAAGGACACCGGUCUCUUCUUUGUGCCUGUCGAUGUUGAUGUCGUCUUGAUGAACGCACUUGUGUUGUAUAUCGGCCAACAAGCCGCCGUGGAGCAUGCGUCCAAGGGCAACACCCGCAGCGCGUUUGAAAACUCGACUCAUGCCGCUCUCUUGGAAAAGCUGGCCCAGAUUCUGCGACCUGAGGGUCGCUACUACUUGCUUAGUGCCAUGGCCAACCAGCUCCGCUAUCCCAACAGCCACACCUACUUCUUCAGCUUCACGAUCCUCCGUCUGUUCGGCGUGGAUUAUGCCGAGCAAGAUGACUCGGAUACCCGCCAGCAAAUCAUUCGUGUCUUGUUGGAGCGGCUGAUUGUCCAUCGCCCACAUCCAUGGGGUCUGAUCAUUACCCUGCAGGAGCUCCUCCAGAACCGGAGCUACUCAUUCUUCCAUCUCCCCUUUAUCCAGGCGGCACCUGAGAUUGGACGUCUUUUCGAUGCUCUUCUCCAACACAUCCAACAGCAGAGCCCCCGGCCCAUUGCCUAA
Messenger RNA from Penicillium paradoxum, 6924 nucleotides. Its product is annotated as CCR4-NOT core subunit CDC39. The record is from RefSeq and is a predicted model, not a curated record. Gene Ontology annotation, biological process: nuclear-transcribed mRNA catabolic process, deadenylation-dependent decay. Gene Ontology annotation, cellular component: CCR4-NOT core complex; P-body. NCBI's taxonomy places the organism in Eukaryota, Fungi, Ascomycota, Eurotiomycetes, Eurotiales, Aspergillaceae. Bases 1 to 6924 code for a protein of 2307 amino acids. The transcript is spliced from 4 exons. Gene Ontology annotation, molecular function: molecular adaptor activity.